Messenger RNA from Tinamus guttatus (white-throated tinamou), 3192 nucleotides. The record is from RefSeq and is a predicted model, not a curated record. NCBI's taxonomy places the organism in Eukaryota, Metazoa, Chordata, Aves, Tinamiformes, Tinamidae.
AUGUUAACGGCGAGGAGCGCGGAGGAGUGUGGAGCAGCGCGGAAGAGCACGAGGAGCGUGGAGGAGCGCAAGGAGCGCAGAAGAUCACGGUGGAGCGCGGAGGAUCACGGAGGAGCUUGGAGGAUUGCAGAGGAGUGCAAAGAGCGUGGAGGAUCACGGAGGAUCGUGGAGAAGCAUCCGGACUGGUGGAAGGUGCUGGAGCGCUUGGGAAGAGCCUGCCCACCACCAUGGAGCCGCUGCCCUUACGGGAGGGCUGGAGUGCUGGCUGUGCUGGCCGGGCUUUCCCGGCGAGCACUGGGCAAGGCCAAGGAAGCUUCGGAAGAGGAAGAUCCUUCGCUCCGUGCUGAGAUGGGCCUGCUUGAAGCGGGGCCUCUAGGGCUGCUGGCAGCGAGCGAAGCCGAGGAGGAGAACUUGCGUGCUCAAGUCAGGGACCUGGAGGAGAAAUUGGAGACUCUGAAGAUAAAGCGAAAUGAAGACAAGGCAAAACUUAAAGAGCUGGAGAAGUACAAGAUCCAGCUGGAGCAGGUGCAGGAAUGGAAAAGCAAAAUGCAGGAACAGCAGGCUGAUCUGCAGAAGCGUCUAAAGGAGGCCAAAAAGGAAGCCAAAGAUGCCUUGGAAGCCAAGGAGCGCUACAUGGAGGAGAUGGCAGAUACUGCUGACGCGAUCGAAAUGGCAACCCUGGACAAGGAGAUGGCAGAGGAGCGAGCAGAGUCCCUGCAGCAGGAGGUGGACUCGCUCAAGGAGAAGGUGGAAUAUCUCACGAUGGACCUGGAGAUCCUGAAGCACGAGAUAGAAGAGAAAGGCUCAGAUGGAGCAGCGUCCAGUUACCAGGUCAAACAGCUAGAAGAGCAAAACGCGAGGCUCAAGGAAGCCCUUGUAAGGAUGCGGGACUUGUCGGCCUCCGAGAAGCAGGAACACGUGAAGCUGCAGAAGCAAAUGGAGAAGAAAAACACGGAGCUGGAGUCCCUGCGUCAGCAGAGGGAGAAGCUGCAGGAGGAGGUGAAGCAGGCGGAGAAAACGGUUGACGAGCUGAAGGAGCAGGUCGAUGCUGCUUUGGGUGCCGAAGAGAUGGUGGAGACUCUGACGGAGAGAAACCUAGACCUGGAAGAGAAGGUCCGGGAGCUGCGCGAGACCGUUGGAGACCUGGAAGCCAUGAACGAGAUGAACGACGAGCUGCAGGAAAACGCCCGGGAGACCGAGCUGGAGUUACGGGAGCAGCUGGACAUGGCCACGGCGCGGGUGCGCGAAGCGGAGAAGCGCGUGGAGGCGGCGCAGGAGACCGUGGCUGACUACCAGCAGACCAUCAAGAAGUACCGGGAGCUGACUGCACACCUGCAGGAUGUGAACCGUGAGCUCAUGAGUCAGCAAGAAGCUUCUGCUGAGAAGCAGCAGCAGCCCCCUCCGGAAAUGUUCGACUUCAAGAUCAAGUUUGCGGAGACGAAGGCCCACGCCAAGGCCAUCGAGAUGGAGCUGCGGCAGAUGGAGGUGCAGCAGGCCAACCGGCACGUCUCGCUGCUCACGGCCUUCAUGCCCGAGAGCUUCCUGCGCCACGGCGGGGACCACGACUGCGUCCUGGUGCUGCUGCUCAUCCCCCGGCUCAUCUGCAAGGCCGAGCUCAUCAGCAAGCAGGCGCAGGAGAAGUUCGAGCUGAGCGAGAGCUGCGCGGAGCGCAGCGGGCUGCGGGGCGCGCAGGGCGAGCAGCUCAGCUUCGCCGCCGGCCUCGUCGAGAUGUGUCACACUCUGCCACUGAGCGUGGCAGAGUCCUGCCGGGCUCCAGAUGCUGAGAGCCAAGUCUUCCCUGCAGCCCAGCUCCCUCUUCCGGCCCUGAACAAAUGCAGUGUUGAGGUGUACAAGAAGGUGGGGAUGCUUUACCCCGAGAUGAGUGUCCAUGAGCGCUCCCUGGACUUCCUGAUCGAGCUGCUGCAUAAGGACCAGCUGGAUGAGACGGUCAACGUGGAGCCCCUGACCAAAGCUAUCAAAUACUACCAGCACCUGUAUAGCAUCCACCUGGCUGACCAGGCUGAGGACUGCACCAUGCAGCUGGCCGACCACAUUAAGUUCACGCAGAGUGCCUUGGACUGCAUGGGCGUCGAGGUGGGCAGGCUGCGCUCCUUCCUGCAGGCUGGGCAAGAGGCUUCCGACCUCGCCAUCCUGCUCAAGGACUUGGAGACGUCGUGCAGCGACAUUCGCCAGUUUUGCAAGAAGAUCAGGCGCCGCAUGCCGGGGACGGACGCGCCGGGCAUCCCCGCGGCGCUGGGCUUCGGGCAAGCUUGGGGGCGCUCGCCCUGCCUGCACCCUCAGGCCAUGUCUGCUGGCAGGGCUGUGGUUCAGGGAGGCGCCAGAGGUGCCCGCGGGCCCACGCCACCCGCCGACCUGCGCGCAGCAGCUCUUCGGGCAGAGAUCACCGAUGCCGAGGGGCUGGGGCUGAAGCUGGAGGACAGGGAGACGGUGAUCAAAGAGCUGAAGAAAUCCCUCAAGAUCAAGGGCGAGGAGCUCAGCGAAGCAAACGUGCGGCUCAGCCUCCUGGAGAAGAAGCUCGACAGCGCGUCCAAGGAUGCUGACGACCGAGUGGAAAAGAUACAGACAAAGCUGGAUGAGACCCAGACACUGCUCAAAAAGAAGGAGAAGGAGUUUGAGGAGACCAUGGAUGCUCUGCAGGCAGAUAUCGACCAGCUGGAGUCGGAGAAAGUGGAGCUGAAGCAGCGCUUGAACAACCAGUCCAAGAGAACCAUCGAGGGGCUGCGCGGCGCCCCGGCCUCCGGAGUUGCCUCCAUCGUGUCUGGCAUUGCGGGAGGAGCCAGAGUGCCCAAGGGGCCGGGCACUGCUGGGCCUGUGAAGGACUCGCCGCUGCUGCUGCAGCAGAUCGAUGCCAUGCGCCUCUCCAUCAAGCACCUCAAGAACGAGAACAACCGGCUCAAGGGAGCGCAGAUGAAGAUGGAGCUGGCGGGGCUGGCACCCCUGCACGUGCCCAAGCUCUCGCUGCCCAAGGACAGACAGGGCGACGAGGCGGCCUCGGGCAGCCUCUACCGCAAGACCAGCCAGCUGCUGGAGACCCUCUACCAGCUGAGCGCCAACGCCAGGGUCGUGGACAUCACCCGCAGGAAGGCGGGUAGGGCCCACGCCGCGCGCGGGGGGACCACCAGUAAUUGGUCACUGCUAAAUUUGAACCUGUUCUACUACAAGGACUUCUAG